This is a messenger RNA of Ostertagia ostertagi, 858 nucleotides long. NCBI's taxonomy places the organism in Eukaryota, Metazoa, Nematoda, Chromadorea, Rhabditida, Trichostrongylidae. The record is from the annotation of a GenBank genome assembly.
AUGCUAGCGCAGCCGGGAAAAAUGUUCACGAAUUUCUGGGGAGACAUCGCUCCGAACGGAUAUUAUGCAAGAAGUGAAGACUACAUAGCAAUCGUGCAACGAAAACGCGUCGGCGUCUGGAAUGUUCCAUUCGUGACCACCGCUCUUUUGAUCAACAAGGAGAAGAUGAAAGAAAUGAAAACGCCGUAUUUCUAUGACAAACACCUCGACGUGGACAUGUCGUUCUGUAAAUGGGCUAGAGAUAAGGGACACUUCAUGUACGUGGACAACGAGCAGGACUUUGGAUUCCUCAUAGUCAGUGAAGAAUACGUCGAUAUACUUCAGAAAGGCAAGCUACACCCUGAAAUCUUUGGGAGGCGCGAUAUGUCCACCCGGGCUAUCACAGACUACUCGAAGAAGACACCGUUAUCGAGCAGGCGUGUACUGAUGUCUAUGACUAUCCCGCUAGUUUCUGAGAGAUUCUGUAAAGAGAUGAUCGAGGAAAUGGAACAUUUUGGUCACUGGAGUGACGGCUCGAACAGGGACGAGCGCCUCGCUGGUGGCUAUGAGAACGUUCCUACUAGGGAUAUCCAUAUGAGACAGAUCGAAUAUGAACGGCACUGGUUAUACUUCUUGGACGAAUAUGUGAGACCAAUACAAGAGAAAGUUUUCACAGGAUACUUCCAUAGGCCCGUCGAGUCCAUAAUGAUGUUCGUUGUGCGAUAUCGUCCAGAUGAGCAGCCAUCACUCAGGCCGCAUCACGAUGCCAGCACUUUCAGCAUAGAUAUAGCACUCAACAAAAAAGGUGUCGAUUACGAGGGAGGUGGAGUCAGCUACCCGCGAUACAACUGCAUAGUGCCAGCUGAUCAAGUCGGUUAG